AUGGCGCAUCUUCACGUCAAGCCGGACCCGGCUCUCCUGAAGCUGGAGGCGAUGCAAAAGGCUCGCCACCACCACUUCCGAUUUACUGGCAGAACAGCCCGAAUCAGCUUCAUCUACAUUGCCGCUAUCCCCGCCGUCUUCGGCUGGGUCGCAUACAAGACAGACGGGCUGUGGGAUCUACGAGCGAAGCGAAAGGGCGACUCCGUCUACGAGAAAUAA
Trichoderma aggressivum f. europaeum is the source of this 219-nucleotide messenger RNA. RefSeq lists its product as uncharacterized. NCBI's taxonomy places the organism in Eukaryota, Fungi, Ascomycota, Sordariomycetes, Hypocreales, Hypocreaceae. The record is from RefSeq and is a predicted model, not a curated record. The coding region runs from base 1 to 219 and encodes 72 amino acids. The transcript has 4 exons.